This is a messenger RNA of Haliotis rufescens (red abalone), 2291 nucleotides long. RefSeq names its product steroid 17-alpha-hydroxylase/17,20 lyase-like. The record is from RefSeq and is a predicted model, not a curated record. NCBI's taxonomy places the organism in Eukaryota, Metazoa, Mollusca, Gastropoda, Lepetellida, Haliotidae. The transcript is spliced from 11 exons. Gene Ontology annotation, biological process: progesterone metabolic process; hormone biosynthetic process. Gene Ontology annotation, molecular function: heme binding; iron ion binding; steroid 17-alpha-monooxygenase activity. Bases 31 to 1665 code for a protein of 544 amino acids.
CGGUGAUCACCCGUGUGACCCUUUCUUAUAAUGUUUAUUUUUGGCUUUCAAGCUAGCACAGGCAGUACACAGUCACCCUUCUCACCGGUACACACGCUCCAGAUGACACUGGACAUGGACAUGCUGAAGAAUCUGCCCUACAUGAAGCAACUAUUGGACUUGAUCAAAGAUUGGGAGGAAUGGUUGCCUACCAGCCUCACCGGCCGGGCUGUUCUAGUGGGGUCAGGCGUCGGAGUAGCCGUUUAUCUCAUCACCAAGAAGAGGUACAAGCUACCCCCUGGACCCCGAGGAUGGCCGUUGCUUGGGAACCUCCUAGAGUUCCGGAACGCCAGUAUCUACGAGAAGUUGACGGAGUGGAAGGCUCAAUAUGGCCCGGUUGUAAGGUUUAAUAUAGGACCAAUGACAAUGGUGGCCUUGAACAACAUAGACGUUGUGCUUGAGGCACUGGUUAAACGACAGGCGGACUUUGCAGGGCGGCCCCAGACUUAUACAUUGCUACUCCUCAGCGACGGCGGGAAGAAUAUCGUCUUUGGAGACUACAGCCCUACUUGGAAACAACACAGAAAGUUGGCUACCAAAGCAUUGAAACACUACAUGACGGGUACCCGCCUAGACCAGGGGAUAGAGCGCUCCCUCACUAAAGGCAUAGAGCUGAUACAGGAGAUGGAGGGGCCAUUCAAUCCUCAUGACAUUGUCUCCCUCAUUGUGUUCAACAUCAUCAACAAUAUCUGCUUCAGCGUCACAUGCGACGUUCACGACAACUACUUCAAAGAGAUGGUGCACGUUUUGAAUUCCUUCCUGGACAUCGGCAACGGCUUUCUCGAGGACGUAAUCCCCCCUCUCCGUCUCUUCCACACUCAGAAGCUGAAAACAAUAAUGAAAGAAGUUCUUAAGUUUACGGGUAACUUGAAUGAAGAAAUUGACAAGCAUCGACAGACCGUAUCUAAAGAUAGCAUCCGUGACUUUUGUGAUGCCCUGUUACUGGCUCAAGAAGAAGCUCGUGACGAGGAGGACCCGGAAGUGAUGUCACAGAUGACUGACGGCCAUAUCACUCAGACUCUCUCUGAUAUAUUUUCCGCCGGGAUGGACACCUCUCGCUUCACGCUGCUGUGGACGCUACUGGAACUGGCACAGCACCCUGACAUCCAGGACAAGCUUCACACGGAGGUCGACCGUGCCCUGGGUGCGCGUCAUUUCCCCAGUGUAUCAGACAGGAGUAGUCUCCCUUACACUGACGCUGUGCUUCACGAGAGUAUGAGGUUUCAUACUGUGGUGCCAAGCGGACUUCCCCACAAAACACUGUGUGACACGAAAGUCGGUGGCUAUGACAUUCCCAAAGGAACUACCGUCUUCAUCAACCACUACGCAUUGCAUAGGGACCCAGAACAGUGGCGGGACCCGCAAGUAUACAAUCCAGACCGGUUCCUUGACCAUGAUGGCAAGAUGGCUGCCAAACCAGAGAGCUGGCUUCCGUUCUCCGCUGGAAGGAGAGUGUGUCUCGGAGAGAGCGUGGCCAAGCCGGAACUGCAUCUUCUGCUGGCUGGAAUCAUGAGGCAUUUCAAAGUUUCCCUCCCACCUGGAGCUAAGGUGAACCUUAAGCCACGUGGAGGAUCUGUCGCCAACGUACCACAACAUUAUGAACUCAAUUUUGAAUCGAGACUGUAACUCAUAUGACCAUGGGGAGUGAUAUGUUAGCGCAUGGCCACGAACCUACUGUAAUAUCACAAACAAAUAGUUUUCUAUAAGGAUAUUGCUUUUCUAAGUAUACAUAUAUAUUCCAGGCAAACAUCCAUUGGAUGUUGCCGCACCAUCAGUGUUAAGUCUCCCUCGCUAAAAUAAAUGAGUUAAUGCAGCCUGCUUAAUAAGGAUUCUGGCCAGAUAGACAAUAAAAAAAACAUUUCUAAAAUAGAUGAUCACUCUACUGCUUUAGUGCAGAUAUAUGCUUAUUUUAAAUUAUUCUUCUCACUUCUACUCACCACAGGGAUCAGCUGCCUAACAUUUAUGUAACGUAUUGUUCAAGAUGUAUGGCAUAUAAUUGAUGCAAAUUCAUAUGGAUGGGACCAUUUGAAUGAAACGAAAUAGACAUCUGAAAAAACUUUAAUAAGAUGUAAAAGAUGAAGAAGUAGCCCUGAAACGUCGUUACAAAGAAUAUAAUACGUUGUUAUCCAUAAAAAAUCUUCCGAUUAUAUUUAACUGUUUAUUUGCAGAUAUGUUAUUUUAAUUAUAGAAAUCCUUUAAUAACAUGUUUAAAGGUCCAUGAUGAUAAUCGAAAUAACAACCCUUUUUACAUG